Messenger RNA from Daphnia carinata, 1488 nucleotides. RefSeq lists its product as uncharacterized. Lineage: Eukaryota; Metazoa; Arthropoda; Branchiopoda; Diplostraca; Daphniidae. The record is from RefSeq and is a predicted model, not a curated record. The coding region runs from base 43 to 1236 and encodes 397 amino acids. The transcript is spliced from 7 exons. Gene Ontology annotation, biological process: DNA replication, removal of RNA primer. Gene Ontology annotation, molecular function: RNA-DNA hybrid ribonuclease activity; nucleic acid binding.
CCGCUUGUUGUUAGUUGGUUGAGCACGUGGGAAAUUUCAACGAUGUCGUACAGGCCUUUCAUGCCGUUUUUACAUGCACAAGAGCAUUAUACUUACCCACCUCCAGUAGAGGAUUAUGCCUACUAUCCCUCAUCAAACUGCAGUACAUCUAUGGAUGUCUAUUGUGAGCCAUCCACUGCCAACCAUUACACUCCUGAGCCAUCAUUUGCUGAAUUGCAAGAGUUCUGCAAUAGAAGUAGGAAUUCUAUCGUUGAAAGCGUUUAUGCUUCAUCUAUUUCCAGCUCAGAUGCACAGUCUCAGUAUAAUGUAGCUGAUUUGAUUACAGUCAAUGAUGGUUGCUUUCCUAGAAGCAGGAGCUCCUCUGCAGCUGGUUUUUCUGUUCAGUCUCUUCAGGAUUUUUGUAACGAUGCACGCUCUUCGCUGAACGAUAGCAACACCGUUUACGACCAUGACUCUGCGUACAUUGGAAAUGGCCAUGAAGAAGAAGAUGAUGAUGGAGCAGAUUGGUUUGAUAUUGAAGCUCUUGGUUUAAAUAUAAACGACCUUGACGAAAAUGAGUUAGACUCUCCAACAUGGCGGUUUGACUUCCCUUUACCGAUGUUACCUGUUGUGCCCGUACAAGAAUUGAAAAUGGAGAACUUUGAUGGGCAAAUUUUCUACGUUGAUAAUGAAGGGUACGUGCAAGUUUACACGCAAGGAGAAUGUCGAGUUCCUUUUCAUGGAAAAGCAUCGAUUGGAGUCUGGUUCGGACCAAAUCAUCCAUCAAAUGUCAGCGAGUGUCUUCAUCGUGGCCGCCGAACCCAGGAGGCAGCUCGAUUUGCUGCGGUGAUAGAAGCCAUCCGUGUUGCUGGAUCUCAUGGGAUCACCAAGUUGCAAAUUAACACAGAUUACGAGAACAUAAUCCGUUUCAUGUUAUACUUCAUUUUGAAAUGGGAACAAAACGACUGGAUGACAUUGCGCGGUCAUCAUGUCAAGAACAGAGUUCUCAUCCGUGAGCUAGACUACUUUUCGCGCCUUCUUGAUAUCAAAUGGAACCUUGUCCCCAGUUACGAAUACGCAGAAGGCAACUUAGAAGCUGCUCAAUUAGCCAUAGAAGCACUUGACCUGAAACUACCAAAAGGAAAGCCUUCAUCAGACGAUAUGGACGUUGUUAACUAUGACAAAAACGAGCAGGUAGCACAACCUGCUAAUGGAGACGGUACGAAAAAGCGACGUUUUGUUCCCAUUGUGUAUUAAGAAUUGUUCUCCGUUCUUCUACCUUUUGGUUUUUUGUUGAUUCUUCGUUCACAGAAACUUUGUCUCAAAGUUGCGUUAAUGUUAUUAAGUGUUUCGGAAUUUAACUUCGCCUUAAUUAGGAAUAAUCGACCUUGUCCCAACCGUAUUGGAACAUUUGUGUGGAUAACCAUUAAUUUAAUCGAGAAAGAAAUGUCACUUUCAUUUUGUUGCUCUAUUGUUUAGAAUUCUCUACUGAAAAGGAAGUAAAGUACA